UCAAAAAUCAGUCUGCCACUUACCGUCUUGUGCUUUGGACGCGCGCAACGCUUUCGCUAACGCCACAUACCGUUUAAGAGUCUUGUCUUAAUUGCCGCUGAAGAAAAGCAGCGCAUUUGUUAUCUUUGCGCUGUCGUGAGUUGUGAGUGCCGUCAACGGUUUUUUGUUGUCACUUUUGUUGUGCGCCGCCUAUUUUGACUUCGCUCGGUUUAGUCACCAGCCGUCAGUCGUUUGGUUUAGUUUGAUUUUGUGUUAACUGACUCUGACUCUGAGGAGUUCGACGUGAGCGUCUGUGCGGUAGUGUUGUUGCUAUUGUUGUUGCUAUUGUUGUUGUUUUUUGUAGUGUGUGUAGCAUACCAGCGCGUUGCGUGGUUCGCGUAAUUAUUGUGCAACAGUGAAACGACGACGCGCGGCGGCGCUGCAGCGAAAACACCUGAUACGCUUGAAAUUUUGGCAACUGCGCAAAAUAAAUACUACAAAAAGCUAAAAAUUUAUAAAAACCAAAAACAAAACGCACAUCAAAAUGGCUGUUAUACUACAUGAAGUUUACGACUGGUACAGAGAUCUUAUGGACAAUCGAAGUGAUCCACGUGUCAAAGACUGGCCCAUGAUGUCAUCACCAGUACCCACCUUAGCACUCUGCGUAUUCUAUGCCUACUUCAGCAAAUCGCUUGCGCCGCGUCUGAUGGCGAAGCGAAAAGCGUUGGAUCUGCGCAAAAUACUCGUCUACUAUAAUCUAUUUCAGACAAUAUUCAGCGCGUGGAUUUUCUAUGAGUACUUAAGAAGUGGCUGGUGGGGUAAUUACAGUUUCAAAUGUCAACCCGUCGAUUAUACCAAUAGUCCAUUGGCAAUGCGUAUGGCUCGCACUUGUUGGUGGUAUUACAUUUCAAAAUUCACAGAGUUCUUUGAUACGCUAUUCUUCAUAUUACGCAAGAAAACUGAACACGUAUCAACGUUGCAUGUCAUCCAUCAUGGCUGCAUGCCCUUCUCCGUAUGGAUGGGCAUGAAAUUUGCGCCAGGCGGUCACAGCACAUUCUUCGCGCUACUCAACAGCUUCGUACACAUUGUCAUGUAUUUCUACUACAUGAUCGCCGCCAUGGGUCCCAAAUACCAGAAAUUCAUUUGGUGGAAGAAAUACCUCACCACCUUCCAAAUGGUACAAUUUGUCGCCAUUUUCACACAUCAGUUCCAGUUGCUCUUCAGAGACUGUGACUAUCCCAAGGGAUUUAUGGUUUGGAUUGGUCUGCAUGGCAUUAUGUUCCUGUUUCUGUUCUCUGACUUUUAUAAAGCCAAGUAUACAAAUGCGCGUGCACGCAGCGCGGCGGCGAAAGCCAACACAAAUGGUUAUACUAAAAUACCUGCGUCGAAUGGCAAAUGCAUACCAGUCAGUAAUGGUGAUUUGUCCAAUCAUUUGGUGGCGUCCAAUAAUAAUAAGGGUGCUUGCAUGCCCGUCAUGGACGAUGAAGCCGAGAUCAUCAAGCCAAAUGGUCACUACACCAAUGGCUAUAAGAAUGGCUACGCUAAUGGGCAUGCCUUCAAGGAGGGUGACGGUAUGCUCUCCACAAAUGAUGCUAUACUCAAUCCCGACAGCAGUAGCUCUAGUCUACAUCAGCGAAAAGUCAAAUAAAGCAUAAAGUGUAACAAAGGAAAGCAGAAAUAACCAGCAAAGCAUAGUUAGUUAUAUAAGUAUAUAUUAAAACAAAACAAAACAAAAACAAGAAAAACAACAAAAAACACACACACAACAAAUUGAUUAUUUUUUAUAUAUACAUAAAUUAUAUAUUUAAUAAUUUAAAACGAGUAAAUAUGGAGCUUUUAUAUAUAUAAAACUGUACAUAUAUUUAAAAGUUUGGUAAAAAAAGGAAGAAAAACACAAGCAUUAAUUUUAAUUAAAAUACUAUACAUUAUAUACUAUAGCAGCAACAAAGAAGAAUAUGUUCUAAGGUCAAGUACUACAUUUGUACAUACAUACAUUUAUUUCUAGACAUAAUCUAGUAGCAUCACCAAGUUGUUCAAACAAUUUGCAGUAGAUAUGUAUGUAUUUAAUGCAAAUGGAAAACACAAAAAAAAAAAACAAAAACAAACAAAGCGAAAUGCAGAAAACACAUGUUUCAUUAGGCAAACAAAAAGAAAACACAUAAAACAACAAAAAAAGUAAAUUAAAAUUAAAAUAAAAAAAUGCAUAAAUUUUAUUUAAGUACAUUUAUUAGUUAUAGAAGAGCAACAAUUGCGCGCCGCUUUCUUGUAGUUUGUGAAGAAGAAGAAGAAGUAGACGGAGUAGGAAGAAAGGGAAAGUAAAAGCAAAGUCAAACAAUUUAUUGUUAUAAAUUUGUAAGCAAAGUCAAAUGGUAUUUUACAUUCUCCACACGCAUAAAUUAUGCAAAAAAAAACACAAAAACAAAAACAAAAAAACAUUAUAAAUAUAUAUGCAUACAUAUAUACACAUACAUAUGUGAAGAAACAGAACAAAGCGAAUCUUAAAGUUUUACACAAGAAAACUUGGCAACAACAGGGAAAUAAAUCAAAUAAUAAUAAUAAUAAACAAGAAAUGGACGUCUACAACUAUUAUUGUUAAUACAUAUUACUACUACAACAACAACAACUACUACUGUUUUACUAUUAUUAUUAUUAUUGUAUACUACAAAACAAAAAGCAACAACAACUACUACCAAGCGACACUACUACCACCAAACGAAACAAAAAAAAAAAGAAACAAAAACAAAAAAGUUACAACUGUUAUUAUUAUUAUUUUCUUUUGUAUUAAACUCUACUACUCUAUAGCGCAGUUAUGCGCGUAAAUUGCGCUGUAGCAUGCGCCGAUUGCAGCAAAUUGUUAUAAUGCGCAUGCGCAGUGUGUUUGUAAACAUCUACCUAACAAUAUGACUUAGACUUAUGUAAAUGUAUUUAUGAAAAGUGUAAACAUAAUGUACAUUUUUUAUAUAACACAGAGAGAAAGAAACAAAAAUUCGAACGCGUAAAAAAUAAUAAUUUUAGUAAAAGAAACAACAACAACAACAAUGUCAAGUACACUGAUAGCACUGCAUUUUUAUCAAACUAUGUUGCAAAAUUUAAUCAGAAAAAAAUUGUGUAGUCAGAAAAACGGAAAUAAAAAAAAAAGAAAUUAAUAUUUUGUAUAGUAACGGGUGAACGGUAUUCUAUUUUGUGGACAAAUACGUAACGGAUGAACAAACUAUAUUUAUAAAUAUGUAUAUGUAUAUGCCUAUAUAAAUAUUUACAAAUAUCACACACUACUUAGUUAGCUGCGUCCUAUUAAACAAUAUACUCGUUGUACAUAUAUAUAUUUACAUAUAUACAACAAUACAUGAACAAACAGUGCGCAUGUGUUUAAGUAAGUACAUAAGUGCGUGUAUGUAUAUAUUAUAUAAAUAUGUAUGUAGUUAGCAAGAAUGGAAUUUACAUUUGUAGAUAAAUGAAUGCUUAAGCGCUAUUGUUCGUGUUUAAUUUUUCUAAUAUUUUAUUAAAAUCCAACUGAAUGUAAUGUAAAAAAAAAACUGUUAUUUAGCAAGAAAUUUUAUGAAAAAAAGUGUAAUUGUAUUAUUGUAAUUUUUUUUUAGUUUUUUGUUGCUUUAUUGCAUAUUUUUAAAUUUUUUAUUUUUUUACUUUUGCAAUUUAUAUUUUUACAAUUUGUAUUUUAAAUUUACGUACAUUUACACGCAUGCAUAGCAGAAAAGCAAAAUGCUGUCGUGUAAGCAAUAGUUUAUAUACCCAAACAUAUACAUAUAUACAGUUAUAUUUAUAUAUUAUAUUAUUUUCCUUUUGCAAACGGGUUACUGGUAGUCAAAUUUUGUUUGUUUGUUUGUAUAUUCUUUUUCAAAUCUAUUAUUCAUUGAAAAAAGAAAGAGAAAAGCAAAAAAUCUCUUUUGUACCACACAAUCAUAUUACAUACGCAUACGAUGAGUAGAUAUGUAUUUGCUACGCUUAAUUAUUAUUUGCAUACUUUUGUAAGGUUAAUGUGCCUAAUGUGUCUACUUUAUAAUGUAAUUUUGUAAAGUUACUUAGUGUAAUUCUGUUUCUUUGAAAUAAACUCAUGAAUCCAUACAGAAAUCGAAUAUAAAA
Messenger RNA from Zeugodacus cucurbitae (melon fly), 4077 nucleotides. Its product is annotated as elongation of very long chain fatty acids protein 7. The coding region runs from base 524 to 1627 and encodes 367 amino acids. Gene Ontology annotation, molecular function: fatty acid elongase activity. The record is from RefSeq and is a predicted model, not a curated record. Gene Ontology annotation, cellular component: endoplasmic reticulum membrane. The transcript is spliced from 8 exons. Gene Ontology annotation, biological process: fatty acid elongation, saturated fatty acid; fatty acid elongation, monounsaturated fatty acid; very long-chain fatty acid biosynthetic process. NCBI's taxonomy places the organism in Eukaryota, Metazoa, Arthropoda, Insecta, Diptera, Tephritidae.